CACAAGGACGGGUUCUUAUCUGGGAUCCCCACUCGUUAUAUUCCGUCCAAUUCAAGCUUUUGCUGCUUCUGCGUUUUGUUCUUAAAGUGUGUUUUGAAGGAGGGAAACGCAACGGAUAUGUUUCUAACCUAGAAGUGAUUACUGCGCGGCGUCUGUGGACACAUGGGAAUUACUAGGAAAACAGGACGGAGACACAGGAAAACAACAAUGUGGAGAGGCGCGCUGCUCUUCAACGUACUAAUGUUCGUCCACGUCAGUUCAACAGGUGAAACAGACACGUGUGGACUAUCGGCGUUUACCCACGUCCCCCAACGUGACUGUAGCGGGUCGGACAUUACCAGGCACGCGGGCGUGAGUCUUCAGUUCUGUGCAGAGGCGUGCUGUGGAGACCCGUCAUGCCUGUCGUUCCAGUACAACACCGUGUCAACCUGCUACCUGAAAAGCAAACUCUGCUCUGCAGGGGAGAAAACGCAUUCAUCGAUGGGCAACAUGUACGAUCGGACAGUGUCAGAGUGUACCUAUUGGACUCCAUGGUUUAACCGUGACGAUCCCAGCGGUUCCCAAGACAACGAAUCGUUGUCCAAUCUUCGGCGGAACUACCCCGGAGAAAUCUGCUCCGAUCCCUCGGCUAUCCAGGCCCGUGUCAGUGGGACACACGUGGACGCUUCCGAGACGGGACAGCGGUUUCAGUCAUACGACACGACAGCGGGCUUUGUCUGUAGGAACUCCGGCCAGAGCAACGGGUCUUGCCUGGACUAUGAAGUGCGCUUCUGCUGUGAACCUGCACUUCCUCCGCUGAUAUCGUCGUUUUACCGGAUUUGACAUCUACAAAGUGCCCGUGACUGGAUCCAUGCUUAGCGCCAACCUACGAACCGCCUGCGAAUCCCAUGGGUUGCAACCAGUGUGCUACAGAGCUAACGAAGAGUCCCAAGUGGGUUACUGGCAUUCCUACUGUCAAACCAUCCCGGUGGGGACGGCCAUUUCCUCAAUGACUCAACAAGUUCUUGCGCACCAUCUAUGUGGUGUGCUCGAUCCAAGGUACUGCGCACAAUUGUAUGACAAUUUUGUAGCUAUACGUGGAUGGCAAACCAGUGAUGGCGCAUGCGGAG
Molecule: messenger RNA, 1109 nt
Organism: Branchiostoma floridae (Florida lancelet)
Lineage: Eukaryota; Metazoa; Chordata; Leptocardii; Amphioxiformes; Branchiostomatidae
Product: mucin-2-like
Exons: 5
Coding region: 163-822 (219 amino acids)
Source: RefSeq, a predicted model, not a curated record